AUGGCCUCGCUGUCUCGAACUGCCCAAGACAGAAAACGGACGUCGAUGAUCGCCCAGGUCAUGUUCCGCGCGAGGAAGGUCCACGUCCAGCAGCUCGAAAAUAGGGUGAUGGAGCUCCAGAAAGUCUUAGAGUUUACUGCAGAGCAGCUUGCCGUCGUCUGCGCUCCACUUGUGCGGAUGCGAGACCAGAUCAUGCAUGGAAGUGUGCCGAGGGGAGGGAGGUACCACCACGACUGUCUCAAGCAAGCCGUAUCGACGCUGGAGGCCGUACUGGCCCGUCGCCUGCAGCAGGCGUCGACCGCCUCGCUUGUGCCUACAGCGAUACAUGGAAUCGGGCAGCUAAAAUGUCGGCUGUAG
Coniophora puteana RWD-64-598 SS2 is the source of this 357-nucleotide messenger RNA. RefSeq lists its product as uncharacterized. The coding region runs from base 1 to 357 and encodes 118 amino acids. Lineage: Eukaryota; Fungi; Basidiomycota; Agaricomycetes; Boletales; Coniophoraceae. The record is from RefSeq and is a predicted model, not a curated record. The transcript has 3 exons.